AUGGAAGUUAUUUCAUCAAAACGAUUCGCUUUAUUGGCACUUGCCAUGUUGAGCUUGUUGACUUCAAACAGUUUUUGUGCAGAUGAAUUAAUGAUGCCCAGUCUUCACAGCAAGGAAAAUUAUCACAAAUAUGCUGAGCCUAGAAGAGGCCCUGUAGAGGAGGAGGAAAGUAAUCGCAACUUUAAAGAAUUAAAAGAUUGGGAACUAAAAAAUGUCAAUAAAUUGAGUUCACCCUCCAUCAACAAAAUGCCACCCUCUACAGCCAAUUUGCCAUUGCGAUUUGGGAGGGCCAUGAAAGAAAGGAACACGGGGGAAAGAACCAACCUGCCUUUGAAAUUUGGAAGAUAUAUGAAAGAAAGCAUCUCGCGGCGUGUUCCUAAUAUGCCCCAAAGGUUUGGCAGAACAGCAAGUUUCACCAAGACACCAAGUGACUUUUUUCAACAGUCCAUGCAUUCACCAUCUGCCAUUAAGUUAAUUCACCCCAGGAUCUAUCAUACUCAAGAUAUCCAGAAUACUGGUCCAAAACACCCAAGGUAAAGUGAGUCCAUAUCAUCAAAAAGAAUGGAUGGGGAGCAUUGAGGGGAGAUUCUGAGAAAAUGGCUUUCUUCCUCAAGUUUAAAUCAAGAUGUUUUCUUUU
This is a messenger RNA of Suncus etruscus (white-toothed pygmy shrew), 637 nucleotides long. RefSeq names its product neuropeptide VF precursor (gene NPVF). NCBI's taxonomy places the organism in Eukaryota, Metazoa, Chordata, Mammalia, Eulipotyphla, Soricidae. The transcript is spliced from 2 exons. Gene Ontology annotation, molecular function: signaling receptor binding. Gene Ontology annotation, biological process: neuropeptide signaling pathway; negative regulation of gonadotropin secretion. The coding region runs from base 1 to 537 and encodes 178 amino acids. The record is from RefSeq and is a predicted model, not a curated record.